UUUGUGUGGAGGAUCCGACUUAUCCAAAUUGAAUCCUAUCCUGCAUCCUUCACCACUUAACGUCUGCCUUCAUCUUCUCCGCCACCCAAUUCCUCCCCUCCUCCCCCACAUCAAUCCUUCUCUUCUCUUCUCCUCACCUCCCUUUCUCUUUCUCCUCACCCUCAAGGGAGCAGAAAAAGCUUAAGCUAGCCCGAGAAUCAGACUUCGGUCCUCAACCACCAGCAUGGCUGCAGUUACUGCUGCUGCAGUGUCCCUCCCCACCUCCACUUCUCUACCGACUAGAGCUUCUGCCUCCUCUGAAAGGAUCUGUUUCCACAAGGCUUUUCUCAGUGGAAGGCCUAUUGCGUCUGAAGCGCUUGUAGCAACAAGGAAUGUUUCUGCAAUUAGUAAGCUCGCAGUCAGAGCUCAGAUUGCAACAGAAACUCCUACAAAGGUAGAGAAGGUCCACAAGAAGAAUGAGGAAGGUGUCAUUGUCAACAAAUUCAAGCCCAAGACACCCUACACUGGUCGCUGCCUCCUCAACACCAAGAUUACUGGGGAUGAUGCACCAGGAGAGACAUGGCACAUGGUUUUCACCACUGAAGGGGAAAUACCCUACAGGGAAGGGCAGUCUGUUGGUGUAAUUCCUGAUGGCAUUGACAAGAACGGAAAGCCCCAUAAGUUGAGGCUCUACUCUAUAGCCAGCAGUGCUCUUGGGGAUUUUGGAGACUCCAAAAGUGUAUCGCUAUGCGUAAAGCGCCUUGUCUAUACCAAUGAUCAAGGGGAGAUAGUGAAGGGAGUCUGCUCUAACUUCCUCUGUGACUUGAAGCCUGGGGAUGAAGUUAAAAUGACAGGGCCGGUGGGCAAAGAAAUGCUUAUGCCUGUUGAUCCUAAUGCUACCAUCAUUAUGCUUGCUACUGGUACUGGCAUUGCUCCUUUCCGUGGGUUCUUGUGGAAAAUGUUCUUUGAGAAGCAUAAGGAUUACAAGUUCAAUGGUCUAGCAUGGCUUUUCUUGGGAGUUCCCACUAGCAGCUCUUUGCUCUACAAAGAGGAGUUUGAGAAGAUGAAGGAAAAAGCUCCUGACAAUUUCAGGCUUGACUUUGCCGUCAGUCGAGAACAGACAAAUGAGAAGGGAGAAAAGAUGUAUAUUCAAACAAGAAUGGCCCAAUAUGCUGAAGAACUAUGGGAAUUGCUCAAGAAGGACAACACCUUCGUGUACAUGUGUGGAUUGAAAGGAAUGGAGAAAGGGAUUGACGACAUUAUGACAUCCUUGGCUGCUAGAGAUGGCUUUGAUUGGCUGGAGUACAAAAGACAGUUGAAGAAGGCAGAGCAAUGGAACGUUGAAGUGUAUUGAUGUUUGGAGCUUCCUACAAUCUUGUUUUUACCAGCAACAGUAUGUUUGGCAGCCAGCGCGCCACUCUUUUCUGUAGAUAGGAAACCAGCUCUCAUAUGUAUAAUUUUUCAGUUUUCCUUUUCCCUCACAGUCAGAAGUAUUUUCUGUCACCUUCUUGUAAGUGCUGUCUCGAAAAGAUUGUACAACGCUGUGCUCAUUUCAGACUCCUGUAUGCCUUCUCUGCACAAACAAAACAUGUCUUCCAAUUCAAUGGAAACGAGCUGUUCUGAACUC
Molecule: messenger RNA, 1606 nt
Organism: Nymphaea colorata (pocket water lily)
Lineage: Eukaryota; Viridiplantae; Streptophyta; Magnoliopsida; Nymphaeales; Nymphaeaceae
Product: ferredoxin--NADP reductase, leaf isozyme, chloroplastic-like
Exons: 9
Coding region: 224-1333 (369 amino acids)
Molecular function (GO): oxidoreductase activity
Source: RefSeq, a predicted model, not a curated record